AUGGAGCGCUCAACAACGACCGGCGCCUGCCUCUGGUUGGGCCUGGUCACAGUGGCGACAACCUUUGCCUGCACCGAUGCCGGGCUUACCAACGACACGUGCACCGAGGGGGCGUCGAGGUGCCAUCCGGGAAUCCUGCUGCCGAUCUGGUACCCCGAGAACCCGUCGACAGGGGACAAGAUGGCAAGAGUGAUUGUGUACUUUGUGGCACUGAUCUACAUGUUUCUGGGAGUGUCCAUCAUUGCAGACCGCUUUAUGGCGGCCAUUGAGGUGAUUACAUCGCAGGAGCGGGAAAUUGUGGUGAAGAGGGCAAAUGGUGAGACCAUGACAACGACAGUGCGCAUUUGGAAUGAGACUGUAUCCAACUUGACUCUGAUGGCACUGGGAUCCUCAACACCUGAGAUCCUGCUCUCAGUAAUUGAGAUCUGUGGUCAUGGCUUUUAUGCCGGAGACCUCGGUCCUUCCACGAUUGUGGGCAGUGCCGCUUUUAAUAUGUUUGUUAUCAUUGGACUGUGCGUGUCUGCUGUACCGGACGGUGAAGUCCGCAAAGUGAAGCAUUUGCGUGUUUUCUUCGUGACGGCAGCUUGCAGUAUUUUUGCGUAUGUCUGGUUGUACAUGAUUCUUGCAGUAUUUUCACCAAAUGUGGUGCAAGUAUGGGAAGGGCUAGUGACAUUUGCUUUCUUUCCUGCCUGCGUUGUCUUAGCUUGGGCUGUCGAUCGGCGUAUGUUGUUUAACAAGUUCACGCACAAGACGUACAGAACCGACAAGCAUCGUGGGGUCAUCAUCGAGACAGAAGGAGAUCGAUCAAAAGGAAUUGAGAUGGAUGGGAAGAUAGCUAACUCACAUUCACACUUCCUAGACGGUGCCUGCGCUGCUAGCAACCUGAUGGGACUGAUGGAGGGCAAGGAGAUGGACGAAUCAAGACGAGAAAUGAUCCGCAUUUUGAAAGACCUGAAGCAGAAGCAUCCUGAGAAGGACUUGGACCAGCUAGUCGAGAUGGCAAACUAUUACGCACUUUCGCAUCAACAGAAAAGCAGAGCGUUCUACCGAAUCCAGGCUACGCGAAUGAUGACAGGUGCCGGGAACAUUCUAAAAAAACAUGUUGCGGAUCAGGCCAAACGUAGUGCUAGCAUACAGGAAGUGCAGGUUGAGGAGCAGGAAGAUUUUGUGACUCGAAUCAUGUUUGAACCUGCUGUGUAUCAGUGUUUGGAAAACUGUGGCGCCGUCGUGCUAGCCAUUGUACGAAGAGGUGGUGAUGUCUCCAAGACGAUCUAUGUUGAUUACAAGACGGAGGAUGGGUCAGCCAAUGCUGGUGCUGAUUAUGAGUUCACAGAAGGUACAGCGGUCUUCAAACCUGGUGAGGUCAUCAAAGAAAUUGCUAUUGGAAUUAUUGACGAUGACAUUUUUGAGGAGGAUGAGCACUUUUAUGUGCGGCUCAGCAACGUCCGGACACUCGACACAGAGAUUGAUGACGAGAUGGCUCCCUACCCGAAAGUGACUCUUGGGUUUCCUGCUGUUGCCACUGUGACCAUCUUGGACGAUGACCAUGCGGGGAUCUUUACUUUUGAGAGUGGAAUGGCGCACGUUAGCGAAAGCAUUGGAAUCAUGGAGGUUAAGGUCAUGAGGACGUCUGGUGCAAGAGGAACCGUUAUUGUCCCUUAUCGAACCAUGGAGGGACUUGCCAAAGGAGGAGGGGAGGACUUUGAGGAUACAUAUGGCGAGCUGGAAUUUAAAAAUGACGAGACCUGUAAAACUAUACAGGUGAGGAUCAUUGAUGAUGAGGAGUAUGAGAAGAACAAAAACUUCUUCCUGGAGCUUGGAGAACCUCGCAUGGUGGACAUGAGCCUGCAGAAAGCUCUGUUAUUAUCUGACGAUGUACCUGACAUGAAGUUAUCUUCAGAUGAAGAGGAGGCGAGGAGGAUAGCUGAGAUGGGAAAGCCGAUUUUGGGAGAGCAUUCCAAACUGGAGGUCAUCAUCGAAGAAUCAUAUGAGUUUAAGAGUACUGUGGAUAAACUGAUUAAGAAGACGAACUUGGCGUUGGUUGUUGGUACUAACUCGUGGAGAGAGCAGUUCAUGGAGGCCAUCACUGUCAGUGCAGGUGAUGAGGAUGAGGACGAUGCAGGUGAAGAGCGUCUCCCGUCCUGUUUCGAUUAUGUAAUGCACUUCCUGACCGUCUUCUGGAAGGUUCUGUUUGCAUGUGUUCCUCCCACUGAGUACUGGAACGGCUGGGCUUGCUUCUUCACCUCCAUCAUCAUCAUUGGCUUCCUUACCGCCAUCAUCGGAGACCUGGCCUCUCAUUUCGGCUGCACCAUUGGCCUUAAGGACUCUGUCACCGCUGUUGUCUUCGUCGCUCUCGGCACCUCUGUACCAGAUACAUUUGCAAGUAAGGUGGCGGCGGUGCAGGACGUGUACGCAGAUGCCUCCAUUGGAAAUGUGACGGGCAGUAACGCAGUCAACGUGUUUGUUGGACUAGGCGUGGCUUGGUCUGUGGCGGCUAUGUACUGGCGCUCCCAGGGCAGGGAGUUUGAGGUUCACGCCGGAUCGCUGGCCUUCUCCUUAACGCUCUUCAGCAUCUUCUCAGUCUUUGCUGUGCUAGCCCUGAUGUACCGUCGCCGCGGACACAUUGGUGGGGAGCUGGGCGGGCCCAGACGCCAUCGCAUCUUCACCACGCUGUUCUUCUUCAUGCUGUGGUUCCUCUAUAUUCUGCUGUCCUCGCUGGAAGCCUACUGCCACAUCCAGGGCUUCUAGAGACGCCAGGGCCAGUAGAAACAUUAAGAAAAGAACCAGGAAUCAGAAGAUCAACGCUGUCCACUCGUCUUCUCUUUUCUUUCACUCUUUCUCUCUCCUUCUCAACAAGGAAACCAAAAUGUAAACAUGGAGUCUAAGCUUUACUUUUCACAUAAGUCUGCAGCACUAAAGAGAGAGAGAAGGUUCAUAUCAAAGCCUGAUCUUAUGUCCAAUUUCUCAC
This is a messenger RNA of Trichomycterus rosablanca, 2968 nucleotides long. It is a transcript of the gene slc8a3, whose product is annotated as solute carrier family 8 member 3. The transcript is spliced from 7 exons. Lineage: Eukaryota; Metazoa; Chordata; Actinopteri; Siluriformes; Trichomycteridae. Gene Ontology annotation, molecular function: calcium:sodium antiporter activity. Gene Ontology annotation, cellular component: axon; sarcolemma; postsynapse. The coding region runs from base 1 to 2748 and encodes 915 amino acids. The record is from RefSeq and is a predicted model, not a curated record. Gene Ontology annotation, biological process: sodium ion transmembrane transport; cell communication; calcium ion import across plasma membrane.